Messenger RNA from Strongyloides ratti, 588 nucleotides. Its product is annotated as Adenylate kinase isoenzyme 1. Gene Ontology annotation, molecular function: ATP binding; AMP kinase activity. The record is from RefSeq and is a predicted model, not a curated record. Bases 1 to 588 code for a protein of 195 amino acids. The transcript has a single exon. Lineage: Eukaryota; Metazoa; Nematoda; Chromadorea; Rhabditida; Strongyloididae. Gene Ontology annotation, cellular component: cytoplasm; cytosol. Gene Ontology annotation, biological process: nucleoside triphosphate biosynthetic process.
AUGAAUGGUGUCAUUAAUGUUCCAAUUAUUUGUCUUAUUGGAGCACCAGGUUCUGGUAAAGGUACUCAGGCAAAGAUGAUUGCUCAAAAAUAUAAUAUGACUCACAUUGGUACAGGUGAUUUGUUACGUGCUGAAAUGGCUAAAAAUGGUCCAGGUGCAGGAGAGAUAAAAAAAUUAUUGGAGGUUGGACAACAUGUCCCAAAAAAUUUGGUUGAACAAUUAAUUAAUGAUGUUAUUGUUCGUACAGCAAUGAGUGGUACAAAAGGAUAUAUUAUUGAUGGUUAUCCACGCGAUGUUCCUCAAGGAAGUUCUUUUGAAAAAAGAUUCAAAGCUGUUAAACAAAUUAUUUAUCUUGAAGUUUCUCCACCUGCUUUAGAGAAACGUCUUAAAGGAAGAACUGGUGCUCAAAAAAGAAUUGAUGAUAAUGAUAUUGCAAUUAAGAAACGUAUCAUGCAUUUCAAAGAAUCCGUACUUCCAUUAGUUGAUCAAUAUAAGAAGAAGAAACAGUGUGUUGUUAUUAAUGGAGAAAUGCCAAUAGAUGCUGUAUUUGCUGAAAUUGACAAAUGUUUAGCAGGAAAAUUUGAAUAA